This is a messenger RNA of Oikopleura dioica, 2385 nucleotides long. Lineage: Eukaryota; Metazoa; Chordata; Appendicularia; Copelata; Oikopleuridae. The record is from the annotation of a GenBank genome assembly.
AUGAAUUUUCUCUUUGGUCGCCGUCCCAGCCGAACAACUACAGGAGCAGAUGAAAAUUCAGGAAGAUUGAGAAAGGCGAAGCAUUUUUCUUCAAUCCAGAAUCUCUCCAGCAGCAGCUCCAGUUCUGCAAAUUCUACUUUGAAGAACUCCCAAAAAUAUGGAUCAACGAAGAGUUUAUUCACGCAUCCCGAGAAUGAGCAGUUCGAUUUGAAGAAUUCGAUCGACGAAAAUUUUGAAGAAGAGUUGAAAAAUAGAGACAGAUUCGACGAAAAACCGAAGCCGCUGAAAAGAAAGAAUUCCCUGACGGCUGGAUUUUUACGACCGAUUCGAAAAGACCGCCCAACUUGUCGAAGGCAAUCCGUUGCCGAAAUAAAUUGCUCGAACUUCAAACGAUCCGAUCCAGCGCGAGUUUCGUCGAGAAAAAGAAGGGAGAGCAAUUCCGGAAGGCCCAAUACUUGGCACGAGGGAAGCACUAGAACUCAGCAUCACCCCAGUUUGACGGAAAGUUUAGACGAAGAAGCGGAGUAUUUAGACAGCAACUCAAAUAUCAGCAAUUCCGAUAUCGAAGCUGAUCGAAAAUCCGUCGUUUCCGUUUCCGAAGCCAACCCUUCAAGAGAUAUUUCCAGAAUUCCACCGAAAAGGCAGAUUUCUGCGCCGACAACGAGUUCUAGGCCGAAGAAAAUUGUCAAAAACCCCAAAAAAAGAAUUGAUUUCCGAGCAACUUUUUCCCGCGACAAAACCUUCGCUGCUACAGUCGCUAACUACCAAGUGAUGAAGGGCCAAUGGCACGAAGCCUACCCCUCAACAUUCGAAGAAAUCCGAGAAGACAAGGAUGAAGUCAAACGGCAAAAUAUCAUCUGGGAAGUUGUCAAAAGCCACAUGGACUUUUGCGAAGAUCUUUUAACAGUCAAAAAUGUGUAUUACCAAGGUGUGAAGACCCUGGCGCCGGUGGAUGAGAGAAACGUCCCGCUCGUCGACCCAAAUGAGCUCUUUGGAAAUCUGGCGGAGGUCAUCGCCGUGAAUGAUGAUCUCGCUUGUCAGUUUCAAAAUAUUCGCGAUCAUCGGGGAUUAGUCCAAAGUAUUGGGCCCUCGUUGCUCGAAUGGAUUCCGAAGAUCGUUGUUUAUGCAGACUACUCAAAAGGUCUUGUGGAAAAGCGAAAUCGACUCGAGGAAGUUUUUCAAAUGGCGAAAAUCAGGGACUAUUUGGAAGCAGCUCAGCAGUCGGAUUUUUCGAGGAAAUUGUCGAUUUGGUCGAUGUUAGAUGCUCCGAGAACGAAAUUGCCGAGGAUGAAGAUGAUCAUCGAAAGACUUCAAAAAUCGACCCCUGAAGACAACGAAGACCACCAUCUUUUGCUGCAUGUGUGUGAACAGCUCGACCUUCAAACCAAGUACCUCAACGAUUGCAUUGCCGAAAUCGAGUUCAAAGUAAAGAGUAAAAGCUUGGAAUACGACAAGUCGCUUCCUCAUAAAGCACACCAAGCUCCCGAAGGCGCGACAAGAUUGCUCUUCAACGGAAAUAUCAAAGAGUCGAACAAAGAUUCCGAGCUCCUCCUCUUCAACAAUUGCCUCCUCAUCGCCAAGCGCAAAUCCAAAACUCGUCUGAAAGUAACCUUCUGUGAAAUUCUCGACAACAUCGACCUCGACCACCCUCAAAUUCAAAGCCCAAAGUUAAUCCUGAAAGUUCUUCAACACAACAAAAAUCUCAAAAUCGACGCUCUUCAAGCAAUCGACGCGAUGAACUGGCAUCGAAAAUUCGCGGAAGCGAAGAAAUCAUUCGUCGAAUCGUUCGUUUCUUCUUCUCCCGCGAAUCUCAUCGAACUCGACGGAGCAAAUUCACCGCUGCGCAUUCCCCCGGGGACCAAGCGCGUUUCUGAGAAAACGGAGCGACCAAAUAGCCUCUUUGGCAAUUUGUUCAGCCGCAAUCUAGCAAGCCGUCAGAACUCACCUGCGAUAAGACGCAAGACUUCUGGAGAUACGGAUGAGUCCAGACAAGCGAUAGAAAAAGCCAAAAAGAAACAUACGAAAUCAGAUCCACUUCUUUCGAACAAUUCCGCUUUCGAAUCCGAAGAUCUCAUCAAAAUUUCCGACGUUGUAACAACAGAUUCUUCGUCUCUGGCUGACGUGAGUUUUGCGGAUUCGGAGUCGACGAAUUCUUCGACAGAAGUGACAAUUAAUCGAUCUGCUUCGAAUUUGUCAACAAUGUCAGGAACAUCGUUCAUGUCAAACUCCUCCGACGGCAUCUCCACUCACCGUUUCGGCACUUCCUUCAACUCAAAUCAAAACCCGAAAAACCAACUUCAAGCCAAUCAAAAUCCAGUUCCCAAGAAGCAAUACAAAAAUUCCCCGCUGUGGAUUGCUGCGAAGACGAGCCGGAUCCAGACCUGA